Culex quinquefasciatus (southern house mosquito) is the source of this 2745-nucleotide messenger RNA. It is a transcript of the gene ncm, whose product is annotated as pre-mRNA-splicing factor CWC22 homolog. Lineage: Eukaryota; Metazoa; Arthropoda; Insecta; Diptera; Culicidae. Gene Ontology annotation, cellular component: catalytic step 2 spliceosome. The transcript is spliced from 3 exons. The record is from RefSeq and is a predicted model, not a curated record. The coding region runs from base 101 to 2668 and encodes 855 amino acids. Gene Ontology annotation, biological process: mRNA splicing, via spliceosome. Gene Ontology annotation, molecular function: RNA binding; protein binding.
UUCGUCCGAAAAUCGUUUUGUGCGUGGCUGCGAGUUUUGUUUACUCCUGCAUUUUAUACCCGGAAAACCCGCCGGAACUCGGAGAAAUCGCGCACCAACAAUGUCCGACGACAGGGAAAAGUCGUCGUCCCCUGCGCCGCCGUCAACACAACCGGCGUCCACCGUCGUCCAGGUAAAGCGCGAACGCAGUGAAUCCCCGUCGCGACGCCGACGUUCCCGUUCGGCAUCGCGCCGCAAGAGGGUGGCUUCCCGGCGGGACGCCGAUUCGCGGUCGCGGUCCCGGAGUCGUGAGCGGAGGCGCCGGAGUAGGAGCAUAUCGAGGAGUCGGGAGAGGAGGCGGAGGAGGGAUUCGAGGGAUGAGCGUAGACGGAGGAGGAGGAGUUCGAGCCGGGAGUCGGGGGAGCGGAGCAGGAGUGUGGAGAGGAGGCCGACGCCACCUGCGGUGGCCAGCAAGAUUAAUCCGGACCGCGGGGAGGAGGGUGACGAGGUGCUGCUGAAGAAUGAGAAGCCGGCGAUUAGGAGGACGGUUGAUUUGCUGACGUCGAAGACCGGUGGCGCGUACAUUCCGCCGGCGAAGUUGCGGAUGAUGCAGGCGGAGAUUACGGACAAGACGUCGGCGGCGUACCAGCGGAUCUCCUGGGAAGCGUUGAAGAAGUCGAUUCAUGGGUACAUUAACAAGGUGAACGUGGAUAAUAUCGGGAUCAUUACGAGAGAACUGCUGCGGGAGAAUAUCGUCCGGGGAAGGGGAUUGUUGUGCCGGUCUAUCAUCCAGGCGCAGGCCGCGUCUCCGACGUUUACGCACGUGUACGCCGCACUGGUCGCGAUCAUCAACUCCAAGUUCCCCAACAUUGGCGAGUUGCUGUUGAAGCGAUUGGUGAUCCAGUUCAAGCGCGGCUUCCGGCGGAACGACAAGAGCAUCUGUCUGUCCUCGUCCCGGUUUGUGGCCCAUCUGGUCAAUCAGCGGGUGGCGCACGAGAUCUUGGCGCUAGAAAUCCUAACUCUGCUUGUGGAGAACCCGACGGACGAUUCCGUUGAGGUUGCGAUUGCGUUCCUCAAGGAGGUGGGCCAAAAGCUGACGGAGGUGUCCGGCAAGGGCAUCAACGCGAUCUUCGAGAUGUUGAAGAACAUUCUACACGAGGGCAAGCUGGACAAACGCGUGCAGUACAUGAUCGAGGUGGUGUUUCAGAUUCGGAAGGACGGCUUCAAGGAUCACGCUGCGGUGGCGGAUUCGCUGGAGCUGGUCGAGGAGGACGACCAGUUUACGCACCUGAUCAUGCUGGACGAGGCCACCGACACGCAGGACAUCUUGAACGUCUUCAAGGUGGACGAUCAGUACGAGGAGAACGAGUCCAAGUACAAGGCGAUUAGCAAGGAGAUCCUCGGCAGCGAUGCCAGCGGCGACGAGGACGACGGUGAGGGUGGAUCGUCCAGCGGAAGUGGCUCCGGAAGCGACUCGGACGAUGACGGCAGCGGUAGCGACGGCGAAGGUGGCGAAGCGGCCCAAAAGAAGAUGGAGAUCGUAGACAACACGGAAACGAAUCUGAUCGCACUGCGUAGAACGAUCUACCUCACCAUCCACUCCAGUUUGGACUACGAAGAGUGCGCGCACAAGCUGAUGAAGAUGGAGCUGAAGCCGGGCCAGGAACAGGAACUGUGCCACAUGUUCCUCGACUGUUGCGCCGAGCAGCGAACGUACGAAAAGUUCUACGGCCUGCUGGCGCAGCGCUUCUGCAUGAUCAACAAGACCUACAUCGAACCGUUCGAGCAGAUCUUCCAGGACACGUACACGACGACCCACCGCCUGGACACGAACCGCCUCCGCAACGUGAGCAAGUUCUUCGCCCACCUCCUCUUCACCGACUCCAUCGGCUGGGACGUGUUCAGCGUGAUCCGGCUCAACGAAGAGGACACCACCAGCUCCAGCCGAAUCUUCAUCAAGAUCCUCUUCCAAGAGCUCGCCGAGUACAUGGGACUGUUCAAGCUAAACGCGCGCCUCAAAGACCCCACCCUGGCGGAACCCUUUUCCGGCCUCUUCCCCCGAGACAACCCGAAAAACACCCGCUUCUCGAUCAACUUCUUCACCUCAAUCGGGCUUGGUGGCCUCACGGACGAGCUGCGCGAUUUCCUGAAAAACGCACCCAAGCAGAUCGUCCAACCGGUGGUCGCACCCGUUCCCGCCGAAGACUCGGACAGUUCCAGCUCAUCGAGCUCGUCGUCGUCCUCAUCUUCCUCGUCCUCCUCCUCGUCCAGUUCUUCGGAUUCGGACUCGGAGGAGGAUCGCCGCAAGCGCAAAAAGAAGGGCAAGAAGCGUUCGAAGGUUGAUUCCAAGUCCAAAAGUCGAAAGGAAAAGCCGGAGAAGGAGCGUCGGCGCGGUCGCGACGAGGAGUUGGACGAGUGGAGCGAUAAGAGAAGGGACCGCGACCGAGACGAGCGGGCCCGAGAGGACGAAGAUCGCCGGGGACGGAACCGUGAGGAGCGUCGUGAUGAUGGACGAAAGGAGCGUACGGAUUCGCGGCGUCAACGCGAUGACGAUGAGGAACGUCGGCGAGGUGCCGGGGAAGGUCGUAGAGGCGAGGACAGGCGUCACCGGGAUCGGGACUACGACGAUCGUCGGAGGGAUGACGAGGAUAGGGGAGGUAGAAGACGACGCAGCGGGGAGAGGUACUAAAAAGUGGGUCGGCUGAGAGUACGAUGUCGCUGUUUGAAUGAUAAAGCUUAGGUGUAAUAAAAUUUUGAGUAAAUUAA